GAACAAUCUCUUCACAACUAUUUGUAUUCCUAAACUAUCUUUACUCUCAGUUGAGGCUCAAAUUCUAGCAGCUGCUAACAUUAUCUGGUUUCAAAAUGGGGGUGGUUGAGCUGAGAGUGGGUAUGCACUGUGAUAAGUGCAUACAAGAAAUCAAGAGAGCAAUACGGAGACUGGAAGGAAUAGAGACAUACAGAGUGGAUAAAGUAUUACAUAAAGUCACUGUCACAGGUGACGUCACACCCAAAAUGGUGUUGAAGACAUUGAUUAGAUCAGGGAAGCCUGCCUCCUAUUGGGUCACUUAAUCAAUCCCACUCAAAGAGAAAUUAUAAGGAAUUCAUUGAUAGCUCACAAAUCAGAUUCUAUAAAAAGAGGCGUCCAAAUUACUUUCAGAAAAAAGUCUUGGAAUUUGCAAGAGUCCAAAUUGUACAUUUUCCGGUGUAGUUUCAACUAUGAUUCUUUGUUUAUUGGUGAUGGGGUGUUAUUAAAAUGUAAAAUGUAGCCUUUGUUGCCACUAAUAAAUCUGCAUAUCUUAUGUGCAUUAGGAUAGAGAUGAAGGUAAGGUGAGGCUUGUGAUGUUGAUUAGCUGAAAGCCCAUUCUUUUGGACACUAUGUAGGCUGAUGUAGGGGAAUAAAAGCGGA
This is a messenger RNA of Cryptomeria japonica (Japanese cedar), 639 nucleotides long. RefSeq names its product heavy metal-associated isoprenylated plant protein 32-like. The coding region runs from base 96 to 302 and encodes 68 amino acids. The transcript has 2 exons. The record is from RefSeq and is a predicted model, not a curated record. Gene Ontology annotation, molecular function: metal ion binding. NCBI's taxonomy places the organism in Eukaryota, Viridiplantae, Streptophyta, Pinopsida, Cupressales, Cupressaceae.